This is a messenger RNA of Opisthorchis viverrini, 1134 nucleotides long. RefSeq lists its product as hypothetical. The record is from RefSeq and is a predicted model, not a curated record. Lineage: Eukaryota; Metazoa; Platyhelminthes; Trematoda; Opisthorchiida; Opisthorchiidae. The transcript is spliced from 3 exons. The coding region runs from base 1 to 1134 and encodes 377 amino acids.
AUGGAGACCCAGUUCAUCCGGCAUCAUGGAUUAUCCGCGCGUCCAUUCAGCGAAGAUCAAAUGGCUUUGCCUCGCGGCUACAGUUGCAGGCCCACCAAGUGGGUUCCAGGACACAUUCUUCGCAUGCACGGCAAAGCGUUUCGAGAUUUACGUUGGCCCAGCCAAAUGGAUCCGACAAACGAACUAAAUCCGGCCGACGAAUGGGCAGGUCCUGCUCACCGCGCCGAGAACGCCGUCCAUUCCGUUACUGGGAAGAGUCCCGCGCUUCUAUUUAAAUCUCGUUCGUUGCGUACGAGUCUUGACUGUGCCAAAACGGCUGAUGUCACAUUUUUCAAGGGUAAUGAUUUACGACCCGCAACAGGAAUAGUGCUUUCAUCAAAUGGCAAACGAAUGGUCACAAUUCUCGAUUUGGAUGAUCUCUCUUGUCAUCGGAGACACAUUGACCAGGUUGAGUUCAAUACCAGAGGUCAGUCUGUUAACGGCACUCCUGCUGUUUCAAAUACUAAUGAGUCCUUUGUAGAUGAUCUUGUGGUAUCCGAACAAAAUGCUGUAUCUGAAGAACGUACUACCUGUGAAGAUUCUGAAGUUUCCAUUCCGAGAAGAUCCGAAAGAUUGCGGUCAAGACCACCACUGGACUAUAAACACCCGCACGCUCAUUCAAGCGAUGAGCAGAAUCUGCGGAAGCUUCUCUCCGGUGUUGACGUCGGCGAUAAAACACCGUCACAACAUCUCCGCUACAUGAUACACCUGCAAGGUAAGCAUCCGGUAAACGACACAGUUUUGAAAGAACUCUGGCAACGAAGCCUGCCCACUGAAGUCCGUAAAGUCAUUUCUGUCAUCGAGCAGGAUGCUUCCUUAGCGAAGCUAGCCGAGGUGGCUGACCGCGUCCAUGAAACCUGCAGACAAUUCGUGGUCUCUAACGUUCAGCAACAAUCCACUUCGCAAUCUAACCAGGAGGUCGAGUUCAAUGCAAUGAAAGCUCAAUUUUCUGAGUUAUCCCUCCAACUGAAUGAAGUCACCAAACUCAUUGGUCGCCCUCAACGACACAGACGAUCUAGGUCUCGAUCCCACAGUCGUGCUCCCAAGCACAGUGACCAACCUGGCUGGUGCUGCUAUCGCCGUCGCUUCGGCUAA